This is a messenger RNA of Closterium sp. Naga37s-1, 4767 nucleotides long. Lineage: Eukaryota; Viridiplantae; Streptophyta; Zygnematophyceae; Desmidiales; Closteriaceae. The record is from the annotation of a GenBank genome assembly.
AUGUCCUCCUCGUCCGGAUUCUGCCAGGGGGAGAGGGGUGCGGAGACCAGUGGAGAGGGAGCAGUGGGAGUGGGGGCGUGGGGAGCAGUGGGAGUGGGGGCGUGGGGAGCAGUGGGAGUGGGGGCGUGGGGAGCAGUGGGAGUGGGGGCGUGGGGAGCAGUGGGAGUGGGGGCGUGGGGAGCAGUGGGAGUGGGGGCGUGGGGAGCAGUGGGAGUGGGGGCGUGGGGAGCAGUGGGAGUGGGGGCGUGGGGAGCAGUGGGAGUGGGGGCGUGGGGAGCAGUGGGAGUGGGGGCGUGGGGAGCAGUGGGAGUGGGGGCGUGGGGAGCAGUGGGAGUGGGGGCGUGGGGAGGGAGCAGUGGGAGUGGGGGCGUGGGGAGCAGUGGGAGUGGGGGCGUGGGGAGCAGUGGGAGUGGGGGCGUGGGGAGCAGUGGGAGUGGGGGCGUGGGGAGCAGUGGGAGUGGGGGCGUGGGGAGCAGUGGGAGUGGGGGCGUGGGGAGCAGUGGGAGUGGGGGCGUGGGGAGCAGUGGGAGUGGGGGCGUGGGGAGCAGUGGGAGUGGGGGCGUGGGGAGCAGUGGGAGUGGGGGCGUGGGGAGCAGUGGGAUGGGAGUGGGGGACGUGGGGAGCAGUGGGAGUGGGGGCGUGGGGAGCAGUGGGAGUGGGGGCGUGGGGAGCAGUGGGAGUGGGGGCGUGGGGAGCAGUGGGAGUGGGGGCGUGGGGAGCAGUGGGAGUGGGGGCGUGGGGAGCAGUGGGAGUGGGGGCGUGGGGAGCAGUGGGAGUGGGGGCGUGGGGAGCAGUGGGAGUGGGGGCGUGGGGAGCAGUGGGAGUGGGGGCGUGGGGAGCAGCGGGAGUGGGGGCGUGGGGAGCAGCGGGAGUGGGGGCGUGGGGAGCAGCGGGGGUGGGGGCGUGGGGAGCAGCGGGAGUGGGGGCGUGGGGAGCAGCGGGGGUGGGGGCGUGGGGAGCAGCGGGAGUGGGGGCGUGGGGAGCAGCGGGAGUGGGGGCGUGGGGAGCAGCGGGGGUGGGGGCGUGGGGAGCAGUGGGGGUGGGGGCGUGGGGAGCAGCGGGGGUGGGGGCGUGGGGAGCAGUGGGAGUGGGGGCGUGGGGAGCAGUGGGAGUGGGGGCGUGGGGAGCAGUGGGAGUGGGGGCGUGGGGAGCAGUGGGAGUGGGGGCGUGGGGAGCAGCGGGGGUGGGGGCUGGGCAGUGGAGUGGGGCGUGGGGAGCAGUGGGAGUGGGGGCGUGGGGAGCAGUGGGAGUGGGGGCGUGGGGAGCAGUGGGAGUGGGGGCGUGGGGAGCAGUGGGAGUGGGGGCGUGGGGAGCAGUGGGAGUGGGGGCGUGGGGAGCAGCGGGGGUGGGGGCGUGGGGAGCAGUGGGAGUGGGGGCGUGGGGAGCAGCGGGGGUGGGGGCGUGGGGAGCAGUGGGGGUGGGGGCGUGGGGAGCAGCGGGGGUGGGGGCGUGGGGAGCAGCGGGGGUGGGGGCGUGGGGAGCAGCGGGGGUGGGGGCGUGGGGAGCAGCGGGGAGGGUGGCGUGGGGAGCAGCGGGGAGGGUGGCGUGGGGAGCAGCGGGGAGGGUGGCGUGGGGAGCAGCGGGGAGGGUGGCGUGGGGAGCAGUGGGAGUGGGGGCGUAGGGAGCAGCGGGGGUGGGGGCGUGGGGAGCAGCGGGGGUGGGGGCGUGGGGAGCAGCGGGGGUGGGGGCGUGGGGAGCAGUGGGAGUGGGGGCGUGGGGAGCAGUGGGGGUGGGGGCGUGGGGAGCAGUGGGAGUGGGGGCGUGGGGAGCAGUGGGAGUGGGGGCGUGGGGAGCAGUGGGGGUGGGGGCGUGGGGAGCAGUGGGAUUGGGGGCGUGGGGAGCAGCGGGAGUGGGGGCGUGGGGAGCAGCGGGGGUGGGGGCGUGGGGAGCAGUGGGAGUGGGGGCGUGGGGAGCAGCGGGGGUGGGGGCGUGGGGAGCAGUGGGAGUGGGGGCGUGGGGAGCAGCGGGGGUGGGGGCGUGGGGAGCAGUGGGAGUGGGGGCGUGGGGAGCAGCGGGGGUGGGGGCGUGGGGAGCAGUGGGAGUGGGGGCGUGGGGAGCAGCGGGGGUGGGGGCGUGGGGAGCAGUGGGAGUGGGGGCGUGGGGAGCAGCGGGGGUGGGGGCGUGGGGAGCAGUGGGAGUGGGGGCGUGGGGAGCAGCGGGGGUGGGGGCGUGGGGAGCAGUUGGAGUGGGGGCGUGGGGAGCAGUGGGAGUGGGGGCGUGGGGAGCAGCGGGGGUGGGGGCGUGGGGAGCAGUGGGAGUGGGGGCGUGGGGAGCAGCGGGGGUGGGGGCGUGGGGAGCAGUGGGAGUGGGGGCGUGGGGAGCAGCGGGGGUGGGGGCGUGGGGAGCAGUGGGAGUGGGGGCGUGGGGAGCAGCGGGGGUGGGGGCGUGGGGAGCAGUGGGAGUGGGGGCGUGGGGAGCAGCGGGGGUGGGGGCGUGGGGAGCAGUGGGAGUGGGGGCGUGGGGAGCAGCGGGGGUGGGGGCGUGGGGAGCAGUGGGAGUGGGGGCGUGGGGAGCAGCGGGGGUGGGGGCGUGGGGAGCAGUGGGAGUGGGGGCGUGGGGAGCAGCGGGGGUGGGGGCGUGGGGAGCAGCGGGAGUGGGGGCGUGGGGAGCAGCGGGGGUGGGGGCGUGGGGAGCAGCGGGAGUGGGGGCGUGGGGAGCAGCGGGGGUGGGGGCGUGGGGAGCAGUGGGAGUGGGGGCGUGGGGAGCAGCGGGGGUGGGGGCGUGGGGAGCAGUGGGAAUGGGGGCGUGGGGAGCAGCGGGGGUGGGGGCGUGGGGAGCAGUGGGAGUGGGGGCGUGGGGAGCAGCGGGGGUGGGGGCGUGGGGAGCAGCGGGAGUGGGGGCGUGGGGAGCAGCGGGGGUGGGGGCGUGGGGAGCAGUGGGAGUGGGGGCGUGGGGAGCAGCGGGGGUGGGGGCGUGGGGAGCAGUGGGAGUGGGGGCGUGGGGAGCAGCGGGGGUGGGGGCGUGGGGAGCAGUGGGAGUGGGGGCGUGGGGAGCAGCGGGGGUGGGGGCGUGGGGAGCAGUGGGAGUGGGGGCGUGGGGAGCAGUGGGAGUGGGGGCGUGGGGAGCAGCGGGGGUGGGGGCGUGGGGAGCAGUGGGAGUGGGGGCGUGGGGAGCAGCGGGGGUGGGGGCGUGGGGAGCAGUGGGAGUGGGGGCGUGGGGAGCAGCGGGGGUGGGGGCGUGGGGAGCAGUGGGAGUGGGGGCGUGGGGAGCAGCGAGGGUGGGGGCGUGGGGAGCAGCGGGGGUGGGGGCGUGGGGAGCAGCGGGGGUGGGGGCGUGGGGAGCAGCGGGGGUGGGGGCGUGGGGAGCAGUGGGAGUGGGGGCGUGGGGAGCAGCGGGGGUGGGGGCGUGGGGAGCAGUGGGGGUGGGGGCGUGGGGAGCAGUGGGAGUGGGGGCGUGGGGAGCAGUGGGAGUGGGGGCGUGGGGAGCAGCGGGGGUGGGGGCGUGGGGAGCAGUGGGAGUGGGGGCGUGGGGAGCAGCGGGGGUGGGGGCGUGGGGAGCAGUGGGAGUGGGGGCGUGGGGAGCAGCGGGGGUGGGGGCGUGGGGAGCAGUGGGAGUGGGGGCGUGGGGAGCAGCGGGGGUGGGGGCGUGGGGAGCAGCGGGGAGGGUGGCGUGGGGAGCAGCGGGGAGGGUGGCGUGGGGAGCAGCGGGGAGGGUGGCGUGGGGAGCAGCGGGGAGGGUGGCGUGGGGAGCAGUGGGAGUGGGGGCGUGGGGAGCAGCGGGGGUGGGGGCGUGGGGAGCAGCGGGGGUGGGGGCGUGGGGAGCAGUGGGAGUGGGGGCGUGGGGAGCAGUGGGGGUGGGGGCGUGGGGAGCAGUGGGGGUGGGGGCGUGGGGAGCAGUGGGAUUGGGGGCGUGGGGAGCAGCGGGGGUGGGGGCGUGGGGAGCAGUGGGAGUGGGGGCGUGGGGAGCAGCGGGGGUGGGGGCGUGGGGAGCAGCAGGGGUGGGGGCGUAGGGAGCAGCAGGGGUGGGGGCGUAGGGAGCAGCGGGGGUGGGGGCGUGGGGAGCAGUGGGAGUGGGGGCGUGGGGAGCAGCGGGGGUGGGGGCGUGGGGAGCAGCGGGGAGGGUGGCGUGGGGAGCAGCGGGGAGGGUGGCGUGGGGAGCAGCGGGGAGGGUGGCGUGGGGAGCAGCGGGGAGGGUGGCGUGGGGAGCAGCGGGGAGGGUGGCGUGGGGAGCAGCGGGGAGGGUGGCGUGGGGAGCAGCGGGGAGGGUGGCGUGGGGAGCAGCGGGGAGGGUGGCGUGGGGAGCAGCGGGGAGGGUGGCGUGGGGAGCAGCGGGGAGGGUGGCGUGGGGAGCAGCGGGGAGGGUGGCGUGGGGAGCAGCGGGGAGGGUGGCGUGGGGAGCAGCGGGGAGGGUGGCGUGGGGAGCAGCGGGGAGGGUGGCGUGGGGAGCAGCGGGGAGGGUGGCGUGGGGAGCAGCGGGGAGGGUGGCGUGGGGAGCAGCGGGGAGGGUGGCGUGGGGAGCAGCGGGGAGGGUGGCGUGGGAGCAGCGGGGAGGGUGGCGUGGGGAGCAGCGGGGAGGGUGGCGUGGGGAGUAGCGGGGAGGGUGGCGUGGGGAGCAGCGGGGAGGGUGGCGUGGGGAGCAGCGGGGAGGGUGGCGUGGGGAGCAGCGGGGAGGGUGGCGUGGGGAGCAGCGGGGAGGGUGGCGUGGGGAGCAGCGGGGAGGGUGGCGUGGGGAGCAGCGGGGAGGGUGGCGUGGGGAGCAGCGGGGAGGGUGGCGUGGGGAGCAGCGGGGAGGGUGGCUUUGAGGGGAACCAAAGGGCAAGGCAAGUGA